Messenger RNA from Aspergillus sclerotioniger CBS 115572, 444 nucleotides. RefSeq lists its product as uncharacterized. The transcript has 3 exons. NCBI's taxonomy places the organism in Eukaryota, Fungi, Ascomycota, Eurotiomycetes, Eurotiales, Aspergillaceae. The coding region runs from base 1 to 444 and encodes 147 amino acids. The record is from RefSeq and is a predicted model, not a curated record.
AUGGGCUACACCCACUACUACCAGGUUGGCGAUAAGAACAGCCCCGAGUGGAAGGCGGCCUGGCCAAAGUUGGUCCGAGAUGCCCAGCGCAUCAUUGAUCAUGACCACGUCCCCUUGACCGGUCCGACCGAGAAUGACGACGAAGAAACCGUCACCCCUCCCCUCGUGGACGAGGUCGAGGGGAUCUACCUGAACGGAGCGUAUGAUGGUGGACAUGAGCCACUGAUCAUUCAAUGCCGUCAGCAUCGCAGCUCCGGAUUUACCAAAACUGCCCGCAAGCCGUAUGACACCGUGGUGGGCUGUAUUCUCCUGCGAGCGUUCAUGUUGGCUCCCACCCAGUUCUAUGUCGGUUCCGACGGAUUCUGGGAGGAGUGGAAAGAUGCUCGUGAUCUGUACGCUUCUCUUUGGCCCGGCGAAGCCAUCGAGUGUCCUUGGGGAGAGUGA